Molecule: messenger RNA, 1190 nt
Organism: Struthio camelus australis
Lineage: Eukaryota; Metazoa; Chordata; Aves; Struthioniformes; Struthionidae
Source: RefSeq, a predicted model, not a curated record
GCAGCAGGAGGAUGGAGAACAAGGCCAUGUAUCUUCACACCUUCAACGAGAGGGAGAACGGCUCCAUCUUUGAGGAGCCCUUUGAGGGAAGGAACCUCUCCAAGCUGAACCUCUGCGAGGACGGUCCCGGCAGGAGGAUGAAGGCGGCCGGACGCUGCGGUCGGUUGGGCUCCCUGGCGGCGCUGAAGUACGCCGUGGUGGGGCUCUACCUCCUCGUCUUCCUCAUCCUCGUCGGAGUCUUCAUCCUCGCAGUCUCCAGGCCGCAGACUUCCCCCGAGGACUUGAAGGUGCUGAUGGGGAACGUGAACCACCUGAACGAGAGUUUCCGGGACAUGCAGCUGAAGCUGCUGCACCUACCUCUGAAAGGGGAUGUGAUGGAUCACAUCUGGAGGCUCCAGGACCUCCUGCAGAACCACUCAGACUCCUUGUUCCUCAUGACGGGAUCACUGCAGAAGCUGGAAGGGCUUCUCUGGAGUCUGCAGACCCAGGCCAGCCAAACUGACAAGGCAGUGUCCAACCUCUGGGACAGCUUGACUCAGCAGAGUGACACAGCUCAGCAGGAGAUGUACAAGCUCUCCGUGGAAGGCAAUAGCAGUCGGCUGCUGCUCCAGCACCAUGACCACCUCCUGACCCACCUCAGUAGCAGGGUGGAGAGCUUGAGUGACCAGGUGAUGGCAGCAAGUGGGGCUGUGGACACCAUGAACAGGACCUUCUCCUAUGACGUGAACAUCCACCACACCCGCAUCCAGGACCUGCAGGUGCUGAUCAGCAACGCCACCGAAGACGCCCGGCAGAUGCGUCUCAUCCACAUAGCCAUGGAAGAGCAACUGAAGCGUGAGCUGGCCAUCCUCAACAACGUGACGGAAGACCUGCGGCUCAAGGACUGGGAGCACUCAGUCGCUCUGAAGAACAUCUCCGUGAUACGGGGGCCUCCAGGACCCAAAGGAGACCAAGGCAAUGAAGGAAUGGAAGGUGAACCUGGUCUUCCCGGCCUCCCUGGGCUGCGAGGGCUACCUGGGGAGAGAGGACCACCAGGACCACGUGGCUUGAAAGGGGACCAAGGAGACCUUGGCCCUCCAGGUCCACCAGGGUUGCGGGGAUUCAGAGAGCCUCACCACACCCAGGUUAAGAGCAGAGACAAAUUCUGGGUGCGGAAAGUGUCUGUACACCUACUUAGCAGGACGGAUUAG